UGACUGUAGGAGUUGGAAUACAUUGAAUUUCAAUCACUCAGUGGCAAAUAUUACCAGAUUUCUUCCCACCACAAGCUUCUAAGGGAAGGCCUUUGUAACUUGGCCCUGGUAAUACAGUUGGUGGAGCAGGGUUUUAAUCCUGGUCUGUCUAUGGCACAGCCUGUGUUAGAAAGCUCUACAUUUUCUCAUCACCAGAGCAACAAAUGAAGGGCCAAAGGAAGAUCAGGUCAGUCGAACUUUCUAGGGCUACCGAGUGAGUCACUGAGCAGGUAAGGCUUUGGAGGGGUUUGUUGAUGAUCCCAAUGCCUUACCUUGGACAAUCUAGCCUCCUGUAUACACUUGCUCAGCCUCAUGCAUUUCACUCGGGCACCAUCACACAAACACACUAGCUUUCUGGUUCCAAGCCAUGGCUCUUUAUAAACAAUCUUUCUUAAUUAGCCUUGGCAGCUCAACACCUUUGGUGUAUCUAGCCCAUUUCACUACCACGCCUACUCUUGUUGGAUCCGGUUAUAAAAUAAACUAUGUUCUUUGAGAGCUGUUGCAUACAGAUCAGUCGGCAGCUGGUCUGAGCUGACCCACAGACAUAAAAACCAACAAGGCCCCAAGUACCCUUACCGGGAUUAACCAAACUAUUAGAUCAAGGAUGCAAGGACUCACACACAUCAAGGACCUGGCUGCUUCCUUGGGGACUAAGAAAAUGGUUUUUGUCUCCACAUUUACUCUGGCAAUCCAUGAGCCCUAACUGAUUACAUUGGGAAAUUGGCUGUGUCAUGCACCAGUGAGUAGCAGAGCAGGAAUUCAAGCCUGACUCCAACUUCUGUUUCCAGGCAAAGACGGGGGAGCCUACACGUGCUCUGCAGAUCAAGGUGUUGACAGAAAGGAUGUUCAAACAUCUUCGGAAAUGGUUUGUCACUCACUUUUCUGGGCGUUCUCGGCAGAGAGCAAGGCUAGUCUCCAAAGAUGGAAGAUGCAACAUAGAAUUUGGCAAUGUGGAUGUACAGUCAAGAUUUAUAUUUUUUGUGGACAUCUGGACAACUGUGCUUGACCUCAAAUGGAGAUACAAAAUGACCAUUUUCAUCUCAGCCUUCUUAGGGAGCUGGUUCCUCUUUGGUCUCCUGUGGUACGUGGUGGCCUACAUUCACAAAGACCUCCCAGAGUUCCAUCCUCCUGACAAUCAUACCCCCUGUGUAGAGAACAUUAAUGGCAUGACCUCAGCUUUUCUAUUUUCUCUGGAAACUCAAGUGACCAUUGGAUAUGGAUUCAGGUGUGUGACGGAACAAUGUGCCACUGCCAUUUUUCUACUAGUAUUCCAGUCUAUUCUUGGAGUUGUCAUCAAUUCUUUCAUGUGUGGUGCCAUCUUAGCCAAAAUCUCCAGACCCAAAAAACGUGCCAAGACCAUUACAUUCAGCAAGAAUGCAGUGAUUAGCAAGCGGGGUGGGAAGCUCUGUCUUCUAAUCCGAGUGGCUAAUCUUAGGAAGAGCCUCCUCAUUGGAGGUCACAUAUAUGGAAAACUUCUGAAGACCACAGUCACUCCAGAAGGAGAAACCAUUAUUUUGGACCAGACCAAUAUCAACUUCGUAGUUGAUGCUGGCAAUGAAAAUUUAUUCUUCAUCUCCCCAUUGACAAUUUACCACAUCAUUGAUCACAAUAGUCCCUUCUUCCACAUGGCAGCAGAAACCCUUUCCCAACAAGAGUUUGAGUUAGUGGUAUUUUUAGAUGGCACAGUGGAGUCAACUAGUGCUACCUGCCAAGUCCGCACAUCUUAUGUUCCAGAGGAGGUGCUUUGGGGCUACCGUUUUGUUCCCAUAGUCUCCAAGACCAAGGAUGGGAAAUACCGAGUAGACUUCCAUAACUUUAGUAAGACAGUGCAAGUGGAGACCCCUCACUGUGCCAUGUGUCUUUAUAAUGAGAAAGAUGCUAGGGUCAGGACAAAGAUAGGCUAUGACAACCCCAACUUUGUCUUGUCCGAAGUCAGUGAAACAGAUGACACCAAAAUGUAGCAGUGGCUUUCACCAUGAAUGAAACGAAGUUGUCUAGGUACCCAGUGACUUCAGCAUUAUGAAGCAAUUAACAGUUUGAGGUUACAAACACAAGACAAGAGCCAUCAAGGUCUACCAGCACAAUGACCCCUACAAGAUACAUGACUCUGAAAGACUACUGUGUUAGCACACAUGAUGCAUUUAUAUGAAACUGCACAUGAAAGCCACAGGAGUUCACUUGGAAUUUUGAAUAUGAUUAUUUUAGGUCAUUCAGUGUUCAUGAGAAGAGAUGAAAUCAUCAGGAAUCUCAUGGACAGGCCAAAGGAGAUACUUGUUUGUUUUUCUUAAAUCUCCUUGAAGGGGUUAGAAGCUUUAAAUAGGAUCAAGAAACAACCAUAUUUUCAUUUUGAUUCUGACAGGAAAAAUGUCAUUUUCAUUUUAACACUGAGUUUAUCAAUGGAAAAGCUGUCUCCUGUGUUGGCGGAGAUGAGCUAAUAAACCAAUGACAAUAAGAAGAGCUUGUUACACAAUGAAUAACUUGAGGAGUUAACCCUCUUGAGCUCUGGUCAUUAGAGCCUUCAUCUAGGAUCAUGUGUGAUUCGCAAGGAAGAAGGAAAAGCACAGUCCAGGGACUCUGCAGGAUGCAAACGUGCUUUGCUUUAUGGCUUAUGCAGAUGCAGCACCCCACAUUGGGCUUUGGCCCAAAUGUUCUCAUGUGGUACAUUUAGACAAAGGUUAGAUCUAUACUCGAGAAUCUUGAUGAACUAUUUCUUGCCAAAUAGAAUGCUUGAGUUGAAAAUGGUGGUGAUAGUUCUUUCAAUCUGCAUUAGAUGGGUUAAGGAGCUACAGAUCUGUUAAGAGUAUUUCCUGCUCAUUCACGAUGGUAGUGAGGAUUCUGAGAAUGCAGUCAGUCUGAAAGGCUAUGGCAUGCUAAUGGUUAAAGUUUCUCAUGUUUCUCUGCCUUCAAUUUGCACUGAAAAGGUAUCUGAAGAAGUGGAAAGGGGAAAACAAUAAGAUGUGGUCUCACAGUCUGGACAUUUUGAGACCUUUGUGUCUCUAUAAACCAUCCCCACAUUUCCUAAAAGGGACCAACCUAAUGGAAGGAUUGCCCCUUAGGGGAAGGUUUUAAUGUGAAUGCAUUAUGUUGUUCCCCACAUGAAUUAUUUUGAAUGUAUCCUGGAAAAAAUGGAAAUCAAACCUGCUUGUUAUUCAAGAUGAUUCAAUAUGUUGAUUAAUUUAUUAAAUUCCUGAAACUAA
Messenger RNA from Heterocephalus glaber (naked mole-rat), 3236 nucleotides. RefSeq names its product potassium inwardly rectifying channel subfamily J member 1 (gene Kcnj1). Gene Ontology annotation, molecular function: ATP-activated inward rectifier potassium channel activity. Lineage: Eukaryota; Metazoa; Chordata; Mammalia; Rodentia; Bathyergidae. Gene Ontology annotation, biological process: regulation of monoatomic ion transmembrane transport; potassium ion import across plasma membrane. The record is from RefSeq and is a predicted model, not a curated record. Gene Ontology annotation, cellular component: plasma membrane.